Molecule: messenger RNA, 2707 nt
Organism: Vollenhovia emeryi
Lineage: Eukaryota; Metazoa; Arthropoda; Insecta; Hymenoptera; Formicidae
Exons: 12
Coding region: 107-2707 (866 amino acids)
Molecular function (GO): protein binding
Source: RefSeq, a predicted model, not a curated record
AGCCGCGGAUUUCCAAUCCCUCAAUCUGUACUGCAAUAGAUAUACGAUAUUAUAAUCUGACCUCUUAAUAUAUGCUGAACAAUUUCAUUCUUUUUUCAGACAGAAAAUGGCAUCACCUUCUACAUUUGUACAUGGGGAUUUUUCUCACUAUCCCUUCGUAGUAUCAGUAAAAGAGGAAAAUCAUGUGGACUUCAUCUAUCAGUUUGUAAAAGAUAGCGAUAGCAUAAAUAAUACCUGUAAAGCGAUAAUUGGGGAACCCACUUUUUUUCCACGUUACGGACCUUUUGUACACACAUUUAUCGUGAAUUAUUAUGGUCGGGGUAUUACAAAACGUCAAUAUUGUCCUUAUAUAAUGGACAAACGUGAAGAAUCAAUAUAUGAUAACAACCUGUGCAACUAUAUCGAUCUCGAGUUCCAUGAAGCUGUAUAUCCUAUUAGAGUAUCUAUAUAUGAAGUGUUUGAUCCUGGAUACGUAACUGAAAUUUGGGCUGAAAAUUCGCAGCUUCACAAUCAGUGGUUUCUUUUAUGGAGUGGACCUGCUCAGAUUGUUCCUCCAAGGACAUCAAGGAUAUUUUCACCGCCAUUACAAUCUUGUAAUUUUAAAACUCAACGACUCAAACUAAAAUUUAUGCGUAUAGAUGCUGUGAUGCGUAUAGAUGCUGUGAUGCUUAUCGGCACAACAAAAUUGCUUCUUCCUAAAACUCCUAAACAGAGCUUAACUGGUCUGUUAACAAGCAUUAAUCAGCACAUUUCCCAUCUGGAUAUCCAUAACUUAACACCUAAUUAUGAAAAUGCACACUUGGAUAUAUUCGACCUUCGCAAAAAACUAGUUGAAUAUUGCAUUAUUCGUACUAAUGAAAGUAAUUGCUAUAUCGAACCCCCUCGAUGCGCCCCUGAAUUCGAGAAACAACCAUGUGGAUUCUCUAAACUUCCUGAUGAAAUAAUAUUAAUAAUAUUUAAAAAAUUAGAUAUGAGGUCGUUGUGCAGUGUGGGCAGUACAAACAAACACUUCAAUAGUUUAACACGGGACCCUUUUCUGUAUAAAUGUUUAAAUUCAAAUGAUAUGUAUGCAAAAGAUGGGAACAAAAAGUCUACGUAUCCCAAUUGUAUUUGUGAUACGAUAUUUUAUUUAUCAUUCAGAUGCAAACAUUUCCAGCAGUUGAAUUUGUUUUCAUCAAUUAAUAUUUCUACUUCGCAUUUCAUAAAAUUGAUUACCAUUUGCGGCAAGAGUUUAACUAACUUACGACUAAAUAACUGCUCAUUUGUUGACGACAUUGCCAUACGUACAAUUUCAAGGACAUGCAAAAAUCUUAAAGACAUAUCAACUAACUCUCUUUGCAGAAUAUUGCGAAAAAACCGUCAAAUACGAAAGUUAGAUUUGUAUUCUGCUUAUAGACUAAAUUCAGACGCAAUUGCAAUACAAGUGGGACAUUCAUGUCCAAACUUGAAAAUAAUACGUUUCAACUGCUCGGUCAUUACAUCGGAAGGUAUUAAUGCCAUCGCUAAAUGCAAGAAUUUACGAAGUCUGAUGGAUAAGGAUAAGAAUAAUGAGCGACUUUCCCGUGUCACUGUCGAUUCAUCUAUCCAAGACAAUGGUAGUGAGAUUGAUUUUGAUGUAACACCUACAGUUUCAGUGGCAUCCAUCGUCACCCAUAAAGAAUACAGUCCUUCAGCAACAUCACUACAAGCCAUCUCUGAUAUCGAACAUCGUUAUCAACUGGUUGGCAAUAUCAGUGUUAUCAAUCAAUUGGAAGUUAAUCAAGAUGUGCUUUGCAUCUGCUAUACGGAAACUUACGACUUUUUGGCGGCAGGAUUGUCGGACGGGAACUUAAAUUUCUACAAAGUUAGCUCAGGGGAGAAUACACUGGUCCUGUGCGAUGCGGAGAUGAUGCAGAAUCCGGCUCCGGUGACUGCUGUAAAGCAUCGACCAGUGCACAGAUCACACCCGAUUACUCGUACCGUGAUAGCGACUUAUGCCAACGGCUGCGUCAAAUGCUGGCAUUAUCCAACCGCGCAAUGCCUUUACACGAUACGGGAAAGACGGCAAACUCUCGGCCUGGCCUACCAUCCUAAAUUACCAAAGUUUGUCACUGUCGGAGACGAUACAAAUCUAUAUUUAUACGACGAAGAAACAAAGACGCGGGAAAGAGUGUUUCGUAGAAGUGACACGCCGGAUGUCAUGGAUGGUCAUAAAUCCCGGGUCUUUAGCGCUUGCUUCAAUCCGAGAUCCGCGCACGAGCUAAUAAGCGCCGGCUGGGACAAUACCAUACAAUUCUGGGAUACCAGACAAGCUCAUUCCUUUCGGUUCAUAACAGAUGUACAUAUGUGUGGAGACGGCCUAGACAUCAGUAGAAAUGGCAAAGAGAUUCUGACUUGUGCCUGGCAAAAAUAUAAUCCUAUGCAACUGUGGGACUACGGUAGCGGCAGAUUGAUCUUCACUAUGGAACCAGACAGUUAUUCCUCUUUAUUAUACGUUGGAAAAUACGUAACAAAUACGUAUAUCGCAUGCGGUGGCUGCGACACUAAUCUCUUCAGAAUUGUCGAUUUACGAUCUCAUUCUACCAUAGCCAUGAUUAGAUACCUCAAGGGCGGUGUAUAUAGUUUGGAUGUCGGUCCAUUAGAACCAAAAUUCAGUAAGAAGAUUCUUCCAAAACUCGCUUUUUGCGCCGGAACAACAAUUUUUGAAGUAGACGCCCAGCCUGGUUAA